Nicotiana attenuata is the source of this 913-nucleotide messenger RNA. RefSeq names its product probable glutathione S-transferase. Gene Ontology annotation, molecular function: glutathione transferase activity. Gene Ontology annotation, biological process: glutathione metabolic process. Lineage: Eukaryota; Viridiplantae; Streptophyta; Magnoliopsida; Solanales; Solanaceae. Gene Ontology annotation, cellular component: cytoplasm. The transcript has 2 exons. The record is from RefSeq and is a predicted model, not a curated record. The coding region runs from base 95 to 766 and encodes 223 amino acids.
UUCUAUAAAAGAAGACCAAAAUUCAAGAGAGAACCACCAAUGAGAAUUACUUAACACAGUAAAUUAGCAAAAAAUUGAGAACUAAAGUUGUGAGAUGGCGCAAGUGAAGUUGCUGGGUCUUCGGUAUAGCCCAUUUAGUCACAGAGUUGAGUGGGCUCUAAAGCUUAAGGGCGUGAAAUAUGAAUUUGUAGAAGAAAAUUUACAAAACAAGAGCCCUCUGCUUCUUGAAACCAACCCUGUUCACAAGAAAAUCCCAGUGCUAAUUCACAAUGGCAAACCCAUUUCUGAGUCUCUGGUCAUUCUUGAAUACAUUGAUGAGACAUUUGAAGGCCCUUCCAUUUUGCCUAAAGACCCUUAUGAUCGAUCUUUAGCUCGUUUCUGGGCUAAGUUCCUUGACGAUAAGGUGACUGUAAUAGUGAAUACUUUCCUUCGCAAAGGGGAGGAACAAGAGAAAGCUAAAGAGGAAGUUUGCGAGAUGCUGAAAGUUCUUGAUAAUGAGCUCAAGAAUAAGAAAUUCUUUGUGGGUGACAAAUUUGGGUUUGCUGAUAUUGCUGCAAAUUUGGUGGCAUUUUGGCUAGGAGUUUUUGAAGAAGCCUCUGGAGUUGUUUUAGUGACAAGUGAAAAAUUUCCAAAUUUUUCGAAGUGGAGAGAUGAGUACACUAACUGCAGCCAAGUCAAGGAAUCUCUACCUCUAAGAGAUGAGUUGCUUGCUUUUUUCCGAGCUCGUUCUCAAGCUGCUACAGCUUCUGCUUCCGCUCCCAAAUGAACAGAUUCACAUACAUUUUAUGAAGUUUCGAGAUUAUGUGUCAGAAUAAAAUUGUGAAUCUAGGACGAGUUUUAUAGAUUCAAUUAUGUAUACUUAUGCAAAAGAAAAUUUUUUUUAUAUAAGAUUAAACUCGUUCAGAAUUAAUGA